UUUAUGACCACGUGAUAUGCUGCUAUGCAUCGAAUUUACUUAUUAUGAUUUUGUACAUAUUAUUUAUAUAUUAUAACACGUUAAAUUAAUGUGAAUAUGAAUAUUUAAUUUAUUUGUCUAAAUACAUUUAAUCUAAAUAACAUCAUUAUUUUGGAAAAAUUUUAAUAGCAAAUAUACUUUAAUUUCUGGUAACAAUUACAUAGUGGUAAACUACAUAAUUGUAGAAAUAAAACAGAAUAGAUACACUACGUUCAGUUGUUAUUUAAAGUCAUUGUCAAUAUUAAAUAAUUUCCCUGCUGUUGACACUGACGCUGACUGGAUAUCAUAACCUUAUCUUAACCUAUUUUUACAAUGAACUUUCGAAAUUUACUGUUUUAUAUUAAGUAUAGAAAUAUCUUAUUUCAAGAAACUAAACGCUAUGCUGGUCAUAGCAAGUGGAAAAAUAUUAAAGCUACCAAAGAAACCAAUGAUAUUGCAAGAUCAAUAUUAUUUAAAAGCAUAUCUUAUAAAAUGAAAGCUGUGGCAGUAGAAACUGGCGACCCAAAUCCAUAUACCAAUGCAAAAUUAGCAAAUUUAGUUGAAUAUGCAAAAAAAGUUAACAUGCCAACAUCUACAUUAAAAGGAAUUCUAGAAAAAAUUCAAAAUAAUUUAAACUCUGGUGAAACUCAUGUAUUACCCAUGCGUAUGUUAAAAGGACCUGCAUUCAUCAUUUAUUUUGUAACUGACAAACUUGCACAUGUAAAAUUUCAUAUUGUGCAUAUAUCCAAAAAAUUUAAUAUCAAACCUUUAGAUUCUUCAACAUUUUCACACAUGUUCGAGUGUGCAAGUUUUAUUAUAGCAUCUAAGGAUUGUACCUUGGAAGAAGCAAUGGAAGAUGCAAUAAAAGCUAAUGCAGAAGAUGUAGAAGAAAUAGAACAUGAAAUUGGUCCAUGUUUCAAGUUUAAAGGUGAAUUUCUUCAUCCAGAAAAAAUUACAACACAAUUAGGAAAUCUAGAAUAUACUAUAAUUUCAGCAGAAAGCAGAUGUAUACCUAAUGUCACAGCUGAAGUAACUGAAGAAGAAUUAUUAAACAUAAGUAAAUAUAAAAAAAAGAUUACAACAGAUAUAAAGGAAAUUAUAAAAAUAGAAGAUAACAUUCUUUUGUAAAAAAUCAUUAAAGUUAUCUCGAUGUUCUGUCCAUGCUUCAUCUGAUACAUUUUUAUAUCCAAUACCUAAACAAAAACAAUUCAUUAAUGUUAAUAGUGUUUAUAAUGUUUAUAAUAUUCUACAUAGGCAAAGUAUAUACUAAUUUAUCACAAAAUUAAUUUUCAAAAAUUUUUAUUUUAUUCAUUUAUAUUCAUAUAAACAAAUCUGAUAUCUGAUGUGAAAUAUUAAAAAUAUUAUGAUUAGAGAUUAUGUUCCUGAAUGUAACCAGUAUUGCAAAUAUUUCAAUAAUUAAAUGUACUAAAAAUAUUAGAAAAUUAAAAAGAAGACAAUAAUACCUUUUACUUUUAUUUAACAACUUUGAUUUUUCAGGUCAUUUUCAGGUUAAUUAUAAUAUUAUUAGAAUGAAUUUCAAAACUACUAA
Messenger RNA from Heterotrigona itama, 1567 nucleotides. Lineage: Eukaryota; Metazoa; Arthropoda; Insecta; Hymenoptera; Apidae. The record is from the annotation of a GenBank genome assembly.